CACUAGACGAACGGCUCUUCUCCACUCAGCCUGGAGUCGCUGUCUACAGCGUACCCCGGCACCCUGGCCCUGCUUACACAACUCACGACAUCACAAAGGGACACCCCAACUUGGCGGGAACGCCGCCUGGUCAUGCCCACUCCCCAGCGCUCUCUCAGGUAUCAGUACCCACAGCUUUCCAAUAUCGCUACCCUAAGGGCUGGGAGGCAGGCGGAGGGUCACCGUAUAACACCGGGCAAAACGCUGUCUCCACUUCCUUAGUGUAUUCUCACCAAACACAGCCAAUGAAUGCACAGCCACAGAGUCGCCCGUUUGCUACGGGCCCUCGACCAACCCACCAUCAGGGAGGAUUCAGGCCCAUCCAGUUUUUUCCAAGAACUCAGAUGCAAACUGCGAGGGCCUCAAUGCCGACAAACGCACCCUCCAUACGUCCCGGCUCGCAGACUCCUGCGGCGGCUGUCUACCCCACCAAUCAGCCAAUCAUGAUGGCCAUGGCCCCCAUGCCUUUCCCAUCCCCACAGGCUGCACAGUACUACAUCCCACAGUACCGCCCCAGUACACCCUAUGUGGGUCCGCCACAGCAGUAUUCGGUCCAGCCUCCAGGCUCUGGCACCUUUUAUCCUGGUCCAGGACCAGGGGAAUACUCCAACCCAUACCAUCCCCUCAGGUACCACCCUCCUGUGUCCCCCUCUGUCCCUGCACCCGUUCAAACAGCUGGCCCGACCUUCUACCCUGGGCAGACACUGUUCCCCCACUCGCCCUCCAUCAUAGUGCCUACACAACAGCAACCUCAGCAGGCCAGGCGUGAGAAGAAAACAAUCUGUAUCCGUGACCCGAAUCAGGGCGGCAAGGAUAUCACAGCAGAGAUCUUGGCUGGGGGCUCAGGGAGCAGGAACUCAACGCCUCCUGUCGGUCCUUCCUCCACCCCAACACCUCCACAGCACCCAAGCAGCAGCCAGACUCCGGAGCAGCAGCAUUCGCAGCCCUCUCUUCCUGCUCAGCAGCAACAGGCCCAUCCUGGAAGUGUUACACCGGAGCCGCAGCAGAUACAACAGCAGCCGCUAACAAUUGGGGCUCCAGACAGCAAACCAGGACCAGUUGAUUUGCCAAAAUUGGAGCCAGUGGUCCAGCAGUCUUCCUCUCCUGCUCUCUUGCAGCUUGAAGCUCCCUUAGAGAGAAUGGAGGCCACUAGUUCUGGGCCUGAGCCCCCUGCCUCUGUGGAGUUAGAGCUUCCCUUCCACAACGCUAUCGUUCCCCCCCCUACAGUAGCUAACUCUGCUCCCUCGGCCAGGGAGUCCGCUGCUUCAGCCCCCUCCUCUGUCGGAGAGAACAAAUCGUCCCUGGUAGCACCUCACAUGCCCAGCACAGACAAACCGCUUCCAGACGCCCCGCAGACUUUCGGCGCUUCUCCGUCAGCUUCUCCUAAGGCUUUGAAUGGCCUCACCGAUUCGGGGAACGAGCUCGAAGUCGUAGCUCAAGAGCCGCCGCUCCUUCCCCAGGUGGCGCUUCACCCGCUGGCUGCUGCUUCCGUUUACAGAGACGCCUCAUCCUCGGAAGCCGUGCCCUCUGACGUGAGGCCAGAUGUGCCAAUCGCUGCUGUGCUGUCCCCUUUGUCACCUGUUGCCGUGGUGCCUGUCACCCUUACCUCGAGCCCCCUCCCAGCUCUGUCAGUUAUGCUCCCCCCUGGCCUUCCGCCUCUUGUGCAGGCCACAGCAGAGGCAGAUGAGCCCAGCAAGACCUUAGAUAUAAAAGACCUCAUGUCCAGAGGAGGGAUGGAGGCGCAGGGUGGCAUUAAUGAGAGCAAAGUGGAGCCUCAGCUACAAGCGCUGGCCAGGAGGAGCCCCACAGCGGUGAAUCAGACGUCUGCUAUACCAAAGACCUGGAGAAAACCAAAUGAAACUUUCAGUGCUGGAGACGCGCAUCAAAAGGAGGAAGAGGAGGAGCCCAAAGUUCUAGACUCGCCUGCAAGUGAGCAAUCCCUUCAAUCGGCCCCUCUCAGCUGCAGUCCUGGCCCCCUGCCGACAGUCUUCCCCUCUGCUGCUGCUGCCCCGACACCUGCUCCCACCGUUAGCCCCGACGCUGACGGAAAGCCCACCGUUUCUGAGGAAAACGGCGAGGCAGAGUCGGAGCCCCUGAGAAACGGAGCGGGCCACACGUCGGAGACGGAGAGCAGUGACAGCGGAGCCACCCCUGGAGACAAGGAGAUCUCCACGGAGGCCCCUCAGGAUGUCGAAGACCUUGCUGAGCUGAGUGGGAAGCGGCAGUAUGGCAGAGACUUCCUGUUGAACUUCCAGUUCAUGCCUCAGUGCAUACAGAAACCUGAGGGGCUCCCACCAAUCAGUGAUGUGGUGCUGGACAAGAUGAACCAAAACAAGUUGUCAUCCCGGGUGGUGGACUCCAGGGUGAUUUCUAGGGGACCUGAUUUCACGCCUGCUUUUGCAGAUUUUGGGCGACAGAUGAGUGGUGGACGGGGAGCAGCUCUUAUGAACCUGGGGACACGACGGCCUCCGCCCAGGAAGAUCAUCGUAAACGUGUCCGUUAACGAUGACAUUCAGCUGAAGAAGUCGGAGAACGCCUGGAAGCCCGGCAUGAAGAGGGAGGGCCAACCAGAGGAUCCAGAGACUCAGAAAACUCAGGAGCUCUUCAGGAAGGUCCGCAGCAUCCUGAACAAGCUGACGCCACAGAAGUUCAACCAGCUGAUGCAGCAGGUGACGGAUCUGACCAUUGACACAGAGGAAAGGCUCAAAGGGGUCAUCGACCUGGUUUUUGAGAAAGCCAUCGAUGAGCCCAGCUUCUCUGUGGCUUAUGGACAAAUGUGUCGGUUCCUUGCAAAGCUCAAGGUGCAGAUGACAGAUAAACCUCAGACCACUGUAAAUUUCCGCGCUCUGCUGCUACACCGCUGCCAGAAGGAGUUUGAGAAAGACAAGGCAGACGACGUGGUGUUUGAGAGGAAGCAGAAAGAGCUGGACUCUGCUGCAUCGGCUGCAGAGCGUGACCGGCUUCAGGAGGAGCUGGAGGAAGCCAAGGACAAGGCCAGGCGGCGCUCCAUUGGCAACAUCAAGUUCAUUGGCGAGCUCUUCAAGCUCAAAAUGUUGACUGAAGCCAUCAUGCACGACUGUGUGGUCAAGCUGCUGAAGAACCAUGACCAGGAGUCCUUGGAGUGCCUGUGCAGGCUGCUUACCACCAUUGGAAAGGAUCUGGACUUUGAGAAGGCCAAGCCUCGCAUGGAUCAGUAUUUCAACCAAAUGGAAAAAAUUGUUAAGGAGCGGAAGACAUCAUCUAGGAUACGAUUUAUGCUCCAGGAUGUUAUAGACCUCAGACUGCACAACUGGGUGUCCAGGAGAGCCGACCAGGGUCCAAAGACCAUCGAGCAGAUCCACAAGGAGGCAAAGAUUGAAGAGCAGGAAGAGCAGCGAAAGGUGCACCAGCAGCUGCUCUCCAAGGACAGCAAGAGACGGCCAGAUCCAAGAGAGCAGAGGGAGUCACGCAAAGAGGAAACCUGGAACACGGUGCCCAUGACGAAGAACAGCAGGACCAUCGACCCCAAUAAGAUCCCAAAGAUCUCCAAGCCUCAGAUGGAUGAGAAGAUCCAGCUUGGCCCAAGAGCUCAAGUCACGUGGGUGAAGGGCAGCAGUGGAGGAGCCAAAGCUAGCGACUCGGGUAAGACACUAAAGCAACUUAUGAUGGAGCAAGACUCCAUUUAA
This is a messenger RNA of Cyprinodon tularosa, 3704 nucleotides long. RefSeq names its product eukaryotic translation initiation factor 4 gamma 3-like. NCBI's taxonomy places the organism in Eukaryota, Metazoa, Chordata, Actinopteri, Cyprinodontiformes, Cyprinodontidae. Bases 285 to 3704 code for a protein of 1139 amino acids. Gene Ontology annotation, cellular component: eukaryotic translation initiation factor 4F complex. The transcript is spliced from 23 exons. Gene Ontology annotation, molecular function: translation initiation factor activity; mRNA binding; protein binding. The record is from RefSeq and is a predicted model, not a curated record.